Poecilia reticulata (guppy) is the source of this 891-nucleotide messenger RNA. It is a transcript of the gene cdx4, whose product is annotated as caudal type homeobox 4. Gene Ontology annotation, cellular component: nucleus. NCBI's taxonomy places the organism in Eukaryota, Metazoa, Chordata, Actinopteri, Cyprinodontiformes, Poeciliidae. The record is from RefSeq and is a predicted model, not a curated record. Gene Ontology annotation, molecular function: RNA polymerase II transcription regulatory region sequence-specific DNA binding; DNA-binding transcription factor activity, RNA polymerase II-specific. Gene Ontology annotation, biological process: cell differentiation; embryo development; regulation of transcription by RNA polymerase II.
AUGUACGUUGGAUACUUACUGGAUAAAGAAAGCGGGAUGUAUCACCAAGGGCCAGUAAGAAGAUCGAGCAUCAAUCUUCCUCCACAGAACUUCGUUUCGUCUCCACAGUACCCCGACUUUACAGGAUACCAUCAUGUGCCAAACAUGGACACGCACGCACAAUCCGGGGCCAGUUGGGGACCCUCGUAUGGCGCCCCGAGAGAGGACUGGGGUGCAUAUAGUCUUGGACCUCCUAACAAUCUUCCUCCCCCCAUGAACAACUCAUCUCCUGGACAAGUUUCUUACUGUUCGUCCGAGUACAGUCACAUGCACCCCCCCGGAGCUGCGGUGCUGCAGCCGCCGCCGGACAACGUUACUGUUGCACAGCUUUCUCCUGAGAGAGAAAGGCGCAAUUCAUACCAGUGGAUGAGCAAAACGGCACAAGCAUCUUCUACAGGUAAAACAAGAACGAAGGAGAAAUACAGGGUAGUGUACACAGACCAUCAGAGGCUGGAGCUGGAGAAGGAGUUUCACUUCAACAGAUACAUCACCAUCAGGAGGAAAUCCGAACUGGCUGUCAACCUGGGUCUGUCGGAAAGACAGGUGAAAAUAUGGUUUCAGAACCGCAGAGCGAAAGAGAGGAAGCUGAUAAAGAAGAAAUUGGGUCAGUCUGACGGCAGCAGCGGGUCUGUGCACAGUGACCCGGGUUCCGUGAGCCCUCUGCCGGUGCCGGGCUCCCUCAGUCCCACGGAGAUCCACAGCUCUCUGUACCCUCCUCAGGGAAUGAACACCUUGCCGUCUAUCAGGAAUAUCCAGCAGGUGACUGUGACUCAGUAGAACAGUCCAAAUGUGGACCGUCCGGUCCGCCACCUCUCCUAAACCGAGCACUCCAACACGCUGACAUGCGGGACA